AUGCUGCUCUGGAUGCAGGGCUUCCCGCUGGAGGCGGUGGCCUGCCAGGAUGACGAUGACUACUUACGCUAUGGGAUCCUCUUCGAAGACCUGGACCGCAAUGGGGACGGCGUGGUGGACAUCAUUGAGCUCCAGGAGGGGCUGAGAAACUGGAGCUCUGCGUUUGACCCGAACUCCGAGGAGAUAAUUUUUAAGUCUGGAGAUACCAACGAUGAUUUAGGAUUGGACUUUGGAGAAUUUAUGCAGUAUCUUCAAGACCAUGAGAAGAAAAUGAGGCUGGCAUUUAAUAGUCUGGACAAAAAUAAUGAUGGAGUAAUAGAUGCUUCAGAAAUAAUUGCUGCUUUGAAAUCUCUGGGUAUGCAUAUUUCUGAAGUCCAGGCAAAAACAAUUCUGAGCAGCAUGGAUACUGAUGGGUCAAUGACAGUAGACUGGGAUGAAUGGAAGUACUACUUUUUACUGCAUCCUGCAAAAAAUGUCACUGAAAUUAUUCAUUUCUGGAAGCGUUCUACUUUAAUUGACAUAGGAGAGAGUAUAGCUAUUCCAGAUGAAUUUACCGAACAAGAAAAGCAGUCUGGAGAUUGGUGGAAGCGUUUGGUGUCAGCAGGAAUAGCUAGCGCGGUUGCACGGACAUUCACAGCACCUUUAGACCGCUUGAAAGUCAUGAUGCAGGUUCAUAGUUUAAAGUCAAGGAAAAUGAGAUUGAUUAGUGGCCUUGAGCAGUUGGUAAAAGAAGGAGGAAUUUUUUCCCUUUGGCGAGGAAAUGGUGUAAAUGUUUUAAAAAUUGCACCAGAGACGGCACUCAAGGUUGGGGCCUAUGAACAGUAUAAGAAAUUGCUUAGUUUUGAUGGUGUUCAUUUAGGAAUUCUUGAAAGAUUUAUAUCUGGCUCAUUGGCUGGUGUAACUGCCCAGACCUGUAUUUACCCCAUGGAGGUACUAAAGACCAGACUGGCUAUAGGUAAAACUGGAGAGUAUUCAGGGAUUAUUGAUUGUGGCAAGAAGCUUCUAAAACAAGAAGGUGUCAGAUCCUUUUUCAAAGGUUAUACUCCUAACUUGCUAGGCAUUGUACCUUAUGCAGGCAUAGAUCUUGCUGUUUAUGAGGUUUUGAAGAAUUAUUGGCUAGAAAAUUAUUCAGGAAACUCUGUGAAUCCUGGGAUAAUGAUUUUGGUGGGAUGUAGUACGUUGUCUAAUACUUGCGGUCAGUUAGCCAGUUUCCCUGUGAACCUUAUUAGAACUCACAUGCAGGCUUCAGCCCUAAUGGAAAAAGGAAAAACAACUUCUAUGAUUCGGCUCAUUCAAGAAAUAUAUACCAAAGAAGGAAAAUUGGGAUUUUACAGGGGUUUCACCCCAAACAUCAUAAAAGUGCUUCCUGCAGUAGGCAUUGGCUGUGUGGCCUAUGAAAAAGUGAAGUCACUUUUUGGAUUAACCUAG
Molecule: messenger RNA, 1428 nt
Organism: Rhinopithecus roxellana (golden snub-nosed monkey)
Lineage: Eukaryota; Metazoa; Chordata; Mammalia; Primates; Cercopithecidae
Product: calcium-binding mitochondrial carrier protein SCaMC-1-like
Exons: 10
Coding region: 1-1428 (475 amino acids)
Biological process (GO): transmembrane transport
Cellular component (GO): mitochondrial inner membrane
Molecular function (GO): ATP transmembrane transporter activity; calcium ion binding
Source: RefSeq, a predicted model, not a curated record